CUUGUGUCCUAUAUAAUGCGCCACCGACUUCGUCUGCUAAACCCACGGCCAAGCAGAGCAACAGAGACAGCCUUGUGGCCUCUGCUUCCGCUCUCAAAUCCCCUGUAUUUGGAACUUGCAAGUGACGGCUGUGAGGAGAUGGCGAUUCGGAGGUCGAACAACAAGCUGCCGCAGGCCGCGGGCAUCAAGCAGAUACUGAAGAGGUGCUCGAGCCUGGGGAGGAAGCAGCAGCCGGUGGACGUGCCCAAGGGCCACUUCGCGGUGUACGUGGGCGAGAGCCGGAGCCGGUUCAUCGUGCCCAUAUCUUACCUCACCCACCCUGAGUUCCAGAGCCUGCUGCGGCAGGCCGAGGAGGAGUUCGGCUUCGACCACGACAUGGGCCUCACCAUCCCGUGCGAGGAGGUCGUCUUCCGCUCCCUCACCUCCAUGCUCCGAUGAAGCGGCCUCCGCCUCCGCCUGCGCCGCCCAUUUGUAACUUCCUUCGUUCGUUGGUCCCUUUUUUGCCGCCAUUGACGGCGGUUCCUUGGACUGCAGCUGUUUGACUCGAAACCCACAGCCCGGUGGGUUGGAUUUGUACAUCUCGGAGCGGCUGUGCCGCUCUGUAAGGACUAAUUAAUUUACUUGCAAGGAUCA
This is a messenger RNA of Musa acuminata AAA Group (dessert banana), 633 nucleotides long. RefSeq names its product protein SMALL AUXIN UP-REGULATED RNA 12-like. Gene Ontology annotation, biological process: response to auxin. Bases 16 to 438 code for a protein of 140 amino acids. The transcript has a single exon. The record is from RefSeq and is a predicted model, not a curated record. Lineage: Eukaryota; Viridiplantae; Streptophyta; Magnoliopsida; Zingiberales; Musaceae.